AGCCGCUGCCAUCUUGGCUCAAGCUGUUGUGGGUUCGGAUCGAGCUGGCAGCAACCUGCCGCGCAGAUGACCUGCGCAUAGGUGCCGUCUGGGGCGCAGGCCGCACCCGCAGGUUUGCCCACGUCUCCAGGAUCGUGGCAGGUGCGGCUUAGAGCCAAGUUGCGCCUGCAGUCAUGGUGCUCGGAUGGCUCGGGACCCUGGCCGCGGACACCAUCUCGCACGUCGCCGGAGAGUCUCCCGUGGUCUUUGCCGAGAAGGAGUUUGACCGCUUCAUGAAAAGCUACGAAUUCGCUAUUGAGGCUCAGAAGCUUAAGCGGGAGGACGUUCGUGAUCUGGUGGAGCUCAUCGUCAGUCGCAUGGACAUGUACCACCUUGUGGGGGCUCUGCUGUUGGAGUUCUGCAUCGCGUUCUACGGCGAAUUCAAGCUCCUCGAGGAGGAGUACAUGGAGGAGCCUUGCUUCAUCCUCGAGAUCUUCCUCCUGAGCAACAUUUGCGCCAUCGGCUACCUCCUCUUUGCGGUCUGGCUCUCUCUCCACGCCUCGGUCGCCGCCCACGCCAUCGGUGUGGAGUUCUUGCUCGACUCCAGCCGGCUGACAAUCCCCAGCCCAGAAAACUUGAAGUCGAUGCGGCAGUCAACAUCACUUUUCCGCAACAUCUACCACAUGUUCACAGACGCGGCUCAGCCGGGCGGCGCCCAGCGGGUGGGGCAGAGGUAUCGCGCUGGGUCCGUCUCCGCCUCCGCGGCGACGCUGCCCGGCCUCCCCGAGGAGUCUGCGGCGUUGGACAUCAUCAGGCCGCACACGGAGACGUCGCACAUCCAGGGCCAGGGUCUGGCGCUGAAGGCUGGGCCUGGAAAACUGCCCCUCGCUCUUGACAACGCCCUGGACACCAUGGAGCACCGGCACAACUUUGCCCAGAGCCACCGCUGCUGGCUUCGCUUCGACGCCUACUCGCGCGUCUGCAUGGCUCUCGGCAUCAACCAGAUGUUGCAGGCCCUGUCCUAUUUCAUCGUCGGGCCGGUGCAGCGCAAGAGGCCCAGUGCGGCCCUGAUCAGCCUGUGCGCGGUGCAGGCCAUUGCGCUCCUCCUGCUGAAGCUCGACCUUCGCAACACCGAGGCCGAUCCGAACCGCAACCCUCAGGCCGAUCCCGAUGACACCGACGACAGCGAUGAUAGCAACGCCAGUAAGAGCUUCUUGAAUGUGGGCAGCAAGGACGUGAGCGUUGCCAGCUACCGGGACCUCCUCCUGACCCUUUCGACCUUCACGCUGGCUCCUCUGUGGACCACUCUGGCGCUGUGGGCCAACCGCUUCACGAUGCACGUGACGCUGCUCAGCGUGAGCGUGACGCCGUGCUUCUUCCUGCACGCCAUGUGGCUCUUCCUCGUGCUGAAGACUAUCACACCCAAUCAGGGGGACCUGCUACCGCAGAGGCUCCGCACCGUGGGAUAUCUGGACAUUUUCACCAAGGACAUACAGGACGAUCGGCUGAACACGGCGGCCGCCGCGGCGAGUGCGGGCGGAGGCCGCAGGCGGGGCGGCUCGGGGUCGGACGAGGACAGCCCCGAGAGCAUGCGGCCCCUCCGGACGUAUUCCACCUGGCAGCCCGGCGGAGCGAAGCACACCUCGCACUCCGCAGAGAAGGUGCCGUGGCAGGUGGUGAAUCGCUUCACACUCACGGUGAUAUGGAUGUGGCUGGUGGGUGGCAUUGUCCAUUUCGUGCACACCCUCUGGCCGAACCUGGAAGAGUACGAGGAGGACAUAGAGGAGGAGCAUAAGGAAAUGGAGCUGGAAAUGGAAGGGCACGCUCGGCGACUCACAGCUGCUUGGCUGGAGCCCGCCAGCUUUUUCGAAGUGACAGCCCUGCACUGCAACAGCUCGCACGUCAGCUUCAGCAGCCCGUGGGCUCUUCACUCAGCGCAGCGUCUUGCGGACGAUGUUGAACUUGGACCUCUUGUCGAAUCUCACGGACUUGCUGCCCACUCUGUAAUGUGCAGGGAGAGUGGCAGCUGCGACGCUCUGGUGGCUUAUCCGGGUGGUCUGAAUUUUGAGGGUUCGUCUUCUUGGCAGCUGGAGUCUAUGGGUUAUUCGUACUCCGAUGGCGAUUUCAACCAACCCAUUGAGGUACCGCAGGCGUGGCGCAUGGCCACCGGCGCCUGGCUUCCAUGCGGUGACCCACGGUGCGAUGCCGCGCUGCUGGCAGGCUGGGACGGCACGAGGAUCGUCGUCGCGGACUUGCGGCGGGGCUCAUCUGGCGGCGCCUGGACUAUCGAGCCUCGCUUCGCGGUGCGCCCUGGCUCGGGCGAGCUCUCUUGCCGUGCUUCGGGUGGCGCGGAGCUCGCUGGUGCCGACGGCGCCGCGUGCAACGAGAGCGAGCCCGGCGACUACGGCGAUGUGCAGGCGAUGCAGCUCAGCGUGCAGGGGGCCUGCCAGACGCUCACGGUGCUGCGCAAGGGCAUGCUGGACGGCUGGGACCUGCACGGCGGAAGGAAGAUCGGCUCCUGGCGCGUGAACAGCACUCUGCAGACCACGAUGUGCCACGAUGGACGUCAUCUGCUUCUGGCCCAUCCCGGGGACGAGGCCGGGCCCGUGGUCGAGGCCAUCCCUCUGCCUGCGGCCCUGGCGAACUGCCCAGCCUCGCGGCGGGUCGAUGAGGCCGAAAAUGGAGUGGAGCUGACCAACGAGUCAGUUGCAAAGCUGGGCCGACCAGAGCGCUUCCUGAAUGUGUAGGAAAUCUCGCAGGCCUCCAAGAAUCCUCCUGUAUGUGCAGAGUCAGAUGGCUCGCCGAGCACUGGACUGAACGGGCAGACUUCCAGCUCGGGCACGUAGAGACAGUUUACUCCUGUAGUCUUUGUUGCUUCCAGUUUACUCCCUCGUCUAUGCCAUAGCACGCGUUCCAAUUAGUAAGGACGAGUCGGAGUAGGUAUUAGAUUAGGCCGGACUGGGGCGACUGGCAGUGUUGACACAAACAUUGCGUACGUUUCCUCAUACUAUUUUGGGUUUGCACCGGUCGAGAUUUUCAGGCUGCGCUGCUAGGCUUGACGCCAGCGUGCAUCGCGGACAU
Molecule: messenger RNA, 3060 nt
Organism: Prorocentrum cordatum
Lineage: Eukaryota; Dinophyceae; Prorocentrales; Prorocentraceae
Source: the annotation of a GenBank genome assembly